UCUAUAUCUCUAGAUAUAUUAUUACCGACACUGCUUGUUCUCUUCAAGCACAAGCUGAUAGCACGCAGCUAGCUACUAGCUACUAGCUAGUAGUGUAUAUAUAUGAGCUUGGCUCCAAUGGCGGCGAUCGUUGACUUGGCCAGCAGCGCCCAGCAGCUGCAGCAAGCCAUGGAAGUGGCAGAAGAAGAAGCCAAGGCGGCCGAGCAGCAGCAGCGGCUGAUGCCGUACAGCGGCAGUAUCCUGAUGAAAGGCGUGCGGCACCUCUCCGACAGCGGCAUUACCAGGCUGCCCGACAGGUACGUCCUGCCCGCACCCGACCGCCCCGAUGCUGGUGCUGGCCAUGAUGGCCUGGCCACCACCACCACCAGCGUCGUCAAGGUCAAGCUCCCCGUCGUCGACCUCGCCCGCCUCCGCGACCCCUCCCAGCGCGCCGCCGUGCUCCAGACGCUCGACGCCGCGUGCCGGGACUACGGAUUCUUCCAGGUGGUGAACCACGGCUUGGACGCCGGCGACGUGAUCGCCGGGAUGCUGGACGCGGCGCGGCGCUUCUUCGAGCUGCCGCUGCCGGAGCGGGCGCGCUACAUGUCGCCGGACGUGCGCGCCGCCGUGCGCUACGGCACCAGCUUCAACCAGGCCAGGGACGCCGUGCUCUGCUGGCGCGACUUCCUCAAGCUCGCGUGCCACCACCCGCUGCGGCGCGACGCCGUGGCGGCGUCGUGGCCCGCGGGCCUGAGGGACGUGGCGUCCAGGUACGCGGCGGCGACCCACGGGCUGUUCAUGGAGCUCAUGGAGGCGGCGCUGCAGGCCCUAGGUAUUGUUGGCGGCGUGCUGGGGGAGCUGGCAGCGGCGGCGUCGCACAUGAUGACGGUGAACUGCUACCCGGCGUGCCCGCAGCCGGAGCUCACGCUGGGGAUGCCGGCGCACUCGGACUACGGCCUCCUCACCUUGGUCCUGCAGGACCACGUGGAGGGCCUCCAGGUCAUGCACGACGGCCGCUGGCUCACCGUCGACCCCAUCCCGGGCGCCUUCGUCGUCAACGUCGGCGACCACCUAGAGAUCUACAGCAAUGGUGCGUACAAGAGCGUUCUUCACCGUGUGCGGGUGAACUCGACGCGGCCGCGCAUGUCGGUGGCGUCGUUCCACAGCCUGCCGGCGGAGAGGGUGGUGGGGCCGGCGCCGGAGCUGGUGGACGAGGCGGCCGGCAAGCCGCGGCGGUACAUGGACACCGACUUCGCCACCUUCCUGGCCUACCUGGCUUCCGCCGACGGCAAGGACAAGACCUUCCUCCAGUCAAGGAUGCUCAUCUCAUCAUCGUCAUAGCUCCGAUCCGACUCCGACUACCUAGCUAGCUGCUUCUUCCUCCUCGUCCUUCCUUUCCUUCUACACCGCCUAUAGAUCGAAUAUAUAUCAUGCAUGUACGAAUUGAAACGACUCAUCGAGUAUGUACGUACUCAAAUGUAUUAUUGAGAGGGAAUGAAUUAUAUUGGAUAAUAAAGUAGCUACCCACAACUUUACAACUUUA
Messenger RNA from Panicum virgatum (switchgrass), 1522 nucleotides. RefSeq names its product probable 2-oxoglutarate-dependent dioxygenase SLC1. Bases 103 to 1320 code for a protein of 405 amino acids. The record is from RefSeq and is a predicted model, not a curated record. The transcript has 2 exons. Lineage: Eukaryota; Viridiplantae; Streptophyta; Magnoliopsida; Poales; Poaceae.